Messenger RNA from Paramecium pentaurelia, 120 nucleotides. NCBI's taxonomy places the organism in Eukaryota, Ciliophora, Oligohymenophorea, Peniculida, Parameciidae. The record is from the annotation of a GenBank genome assembly.
AUGAAGAAAUAAGAAAACAGUUAGAAGAGCAAAUUUUAUUGUACCAAUUAUAAUAACCUAAAAAUUCCUUUUUGGAUUAACCUUAAGAAAGAAAUAUUAGAAAGAAUUGCACUCUAUUGA